AUGGCGGUCCGACCUCUCGCACACGUUCAGCCAGUCCUCCCGGAACGACUCCACGACUUGACGGCUACUUUCUCUCAGAACCGCGACGCCCAGUUCCGACAGCAACUGCACUCCCUACAGUGCGAUAUGACCCUGAUCAAUAAUGCGGACCCGUACCAGGCUGGCCCUUUGCCUGACUCAUCUGAGGAUAUCGCGCACUUGAUUGAGGAUACUGUUGGUGGGGGGAAAUUUGCCAAGGAGAUGGCAAGUCUCUCAGGAACUUGGUACUCCAAGUUUGUUCAUGAGAUCAAUAAUGUUAAGGAGCAGAAGGACUCGGAUUUGGCUCAGAUUAUGAACCGACACCAGAACAGCCUCGAUCGACACCGCCGCGAGUACGAUUUCCGUGUCCACUUUGCCAAAGAAGAGUUCAAUCAACUCUCUGGCACUCUGCGCGAGCGCCUCAUGCAAAGCAUUUCCAGCAAGCGGUCCCGUCUUAUGCGUGAGAAGGAGCAACUUGACAUCGCCGACACAAACGCCCUUCUACUCCACCCCAAUCAGUUCAGCAUCACCAACCCCGCCAGCCCUGGUGGAAUCCACGGCAACCGCAAGACCCGUCACACCCGUCACCGGGUUGACCUGGACGAGCUGGGCAACGGCAUUGUCUCAGAGCUGAACAAGCGCAAGCGCAAGGCUCCAGAGGAGGACGCUGGAUCCCCUGUACGGGAAGCGGGCGGCACGACCCCCGCCGAGCGCUCCAAGGCCUACGUCGAGAAGCAGGCCGCGCCCACCUACACCAUUCAAUCCCUCUUCACCGACAAGGAGCUCAGCGCACACUCCAACCACGCGCACGUCGCGACCGUCCACUUCUUCUCGACGUCCAAGCGCGCUGACCAGAACUCUGGUGCCGUGACAAACGGCAACAACACCGAAACUGAGGAGACACCCGAUGGCACCGGCCACGAGGAUAACGGGACUCCCAGUGCCACCGAUAUGAUGCGCACUGCGAGUCAAAAUUUCCACAUUACACGGUCGACCCGGGGCACGGCCGCUCACAGCGCUCUCAGCGCUCUGGCCGAUCUCGCUGAUAAGAAUGCGACGCGCCCCGCCCUGCCCUACCAUGUUCUCUCCAACUAUCACGCCCGUCCGAACGGCAACGCGCCUCCGUUGACCUCUCUCUUGAACGAGGAGGUUGACGAUGACCUGUCGAGAGUCGACCGGCUACAUACCAGCAAGCCGGUGGGAUGGAUUGAUUCCUCCCUCAUCGACCUGGUCGUGGCGCCAUUGCCGUCCGAGCCAGUCGACGGGCACCCGCCCAACCCAGACCGCUUCACCUCGCUGCACCCCGACUUCCCGUCGGUGGCCGGGGUGCAACUCCAGCCGGCACGGCCCAAUCUUGGUGCCGAGAUGUUUCCUGCUCUCGCCAUGGAGCGCGAGCGAAGCAGUAAGCGGACGCGCCACCACUGA
Penicillium subrubescens is the source of this 1443-nucleotide messenger RNA. RefSeq names its product Sds3 domain-containing protein. Gene Ontology annotation, biological process: negative regulation of transcription by RNA polymerase II. NCBI's taxonomy places the organism in Eukaryota, Fungi, Ascomycota, Eurotiomycetes, Eurotiales, Aspergillaceae. The record is from RefSeq and is a predicted model, not a curated record. The coding region runs from base 1 to 1443 and encodes 480 amino acids. Gene Ontology annotation, molecular function: histone deacetylase binding. Gene Ontology annotation, cellular component: Sin3-type complex. The transcript has 3 exons.